Verticillium nonalfalfae is the source of this 576-nucleotide messenger RNA. RefSeq lists its product as uncharacterized. NCBI's taxonomy places the organism in Eukaryota, Fungi, Ascomycota, Sordariomycetes, Glomerellales, Plectosphaerellaceae. Gene Ontology annotation, cellular component: cytoplasm. The transcript has 3 exons. The record is from RefSeq and is a predicted model, not a curated record. Gene Ontology annotation, biological process: protein folding. The coding region runs from base 1 to 576 and encodes 191 amino acids.
AUGCGCUUCAGGGCACCAAAGACGGACGAAGAGAGAGCUGCUCGCGAAAAGCAGAACGCGGAGCAGGCGGCCUUGCCAUACAAAUGGUUCCAGCAGCUUGAGACUUUGCAAGUCGAAUUCGAUGUCCCUCUCAAUUAUAAGGCCAAGGAUUUGGUCAUUGAUUUCAAACGUACAUCCUUCAAGGCUGGCAUAAAGGGCCAGACACUCCUCAUCGAUGGCGACUUCCCUCAUCCUAUUCGUGUUGAUGAGUCAACAUGGGGCAUGACUACCAACGCCGCGAAAGACGCCAAGACUGUUACAAUCCACCUCGACAAGACGAACAAGAUGGAGUGGUGGGCCAAUAUUGUGACCAACCAGCCCUCCGUUGACCUCACGAUGAUUGAACCUGAAGAAACAUCCCUCAGCGACAUGACCGAGGGCUCAACCCGUGCAAUGGCCGAAAAGAUGAUGUGGGAGAGCACAUUGACGCCUGAGCAAAAGCAGAAGAACAAGCAAGAGGAGAACAUGAAGCGUCUUGCAGAGCUGCAAAAGCAGACUGGCUUGGACUUUUCCCAGGCCGAGAUCAACCACGGCUAA